Lottia gigantea (owl limpet) is the source of this 1308-nucleotide messenger RNA. RefSeq lists its product as hypothetical. The transcript has 2 exons. The record is from RefSeq and is a predicted model, not a curated record. Gene Ontology annotation, cellular component: nucleus. Lineage: Eukaryota; Metazoa; Mollusca; Gastropoda; Lottiidae. The annotation marks the transcript as partial.
AUGAAUCGACAUAAAAUAUCCCAUGGUAAGCCUCAACAUUGUUGUGAUAUAUGUGGAAAAGUUUAUAAAAUUAAAAAAUCACUUGAUGAUCACAAAAAGACUCACGAUGUAGAUUAUACCAAGCCAUCUGUAGAGUGUCCACAAUGUUCAAAAACAUACGGCAACACCUACAUUCUGAAAUGUCACAUCAAAUCCGAACAUUUGGGAGAAAAGAAAAGUUUCUUGUGUUCUAUUUGUGGAAAAAGUUUUACAACUAAACAUUCAUUAAAAGAACACUCCAACGCUCAUACAGGUUCGAAACCCCAUAUAUGUGAUGUUUGUGGUAAGGGUUUUAAUUAUGAAUCUGCUUUACGUGAUCACAAACACACUCACACUGAAGAGCGAAGAUUCUCUUGUGUCGUUUGUAAUAAACACUUUUCUCAACGAUCAAGUCUUAAAAUGCACAUGCGUAUUCAUGCAGUGGAGAAGAAAUUUGUGUGCUCGGAUUGUGGGCGUGGGUUUACUCAGAAACAAGCGUUACAACGACAUGAACGCGUGCAUAAAGGAUUUAAACCGUUUGUCUGUAAAUUCUGUCGCAGAACAUUUACUGAUUCUUCCAUCAUUAGACGCCAUUUAAUUCUUGUACAUAAAAUUCACAAAGAUUCCAAUUACUUUCCUUGUGAUGUUUGUGGUCGUAUUUUUGGAUUCAAUAAAGAUUUAACAAGACAUUUAAAAAGUCACCAAAAACCUCAAAAUUGUUGUGACAUUUGUGGGAAAUUGUACAAGGGACUGAGAUCAUUGGCAGAACAUCGAAAAACUCACGAAGAAAAUUACGAAAAACCUGAAUUUCAGUGUGAUGUUUGUGAAAAAUCAUUUAGUACAAAAUAUGUACUGAGCUAUCAUGUGAAAUCGGAACAUCUCGGACUGAAGCGAACAUAUUUAUGUCCAACUUGUGGGAAAAGUUUUUCUCAGAAACACUCGUAUCUUCAACAUGCAAAUGUUCAUCUCGGUAUACGAAACUAUAAAUGUGAUAUGUGUGAAAAAACGUUCGCUUACGAAAAAUCGUUACGCGAACAUCGAUUUAUGCAUGAUAAUAUUCGUAGGUUUAAAUGUAAACAGUGUGAAAAAUCAUUUCGUCAAUCUUCAGCUCUGGCUAUCCACGCCCGUAUUCACAAAGUGGUCAAAGAUUAUGUGUGCUCAUCAUGUGGUCGAGGUUUCAGUCAAAAACAAGCACUGAAAAGACACGAACGAAUACAUCUAGGAGAAAAACCUUUUGUCUGUAGCUUGUGUUCAAAACAUUUCACAGAUUCUUCCGUUCUUAGACGUCAC